GACACGCCGCGCGCGCUGGAUGAGGAGAGCAGCAGUUACGACUCCCUCCUCCUCGACGAGGCGGAGCUUGCCGCCGAGGCGGACCUGGCUGCCAUGGAGGCCCUCGAGCAGGCUGGUGGAGGCGGAGGCGCGGGUGCCUUUGGCAGGCCGGGCCAAGGAUCAGGCGGAGAGCAAUCGGCCGUAUUGGCCUACAGGACUUUGGGCCUCUCGGAUGAUGCGACAUACGACGAGGUCACGGAGGCAGCCGAGACGCUGGCGGAGGCCGAGAUUGAGGACGCCAAGCGGAGGGUCCUCGAGGAUCGCUCCUCCAUGCUGAGGAGCUUUGCCGCGCAAAGUAGAGCGAGGCUGCUGCCGGCGACGGACGUCAGGGAACGCGCGGCGGCGGACACAAGCGAGACCGAUGCCCCGCACGUCGCCUCGACCCCGCCAUGCGGCGAAACCGAAUGCGAGGCAGAUGAUCUGACUGAAGGGGGAGGGGCGGCGGAGCAGGCAAACGUCGGCCUGCAUCUGGAUGCCACCGAGCGGCAGGCGGCCUCCCUCGCGGGGGUCCAGGCGGCGAAGGCGGGCGAGUCAGGAAAGGCAAAGGGCGGUGGCACAGAGGGCGAGAAGCUCGGCCGGUGCAGCGAAGCCGAGGCGAAGGAGGCGAUUGAGGCGGCGGCGACGCCCUGUGCUGAGCUUGCACCCGCGGUAGCGCCGGUCCUCUCUCUGCCAGUGACGAGAGCGGAGCUGUCAAAGGCUCUGAUGGCCUACGGCGCUAGCCUGCUCGAUGUGCGCUCUGCCGGGGAGCGCGCCGCCCUGACGCUCCCCCUCCCCUCGAUUUGGUGCGAAGUUUCGCUUGAUGACGCGGCCGACCUCGAGGCGCGCGCUACCGCGCUGCUUCCGCGGCCAAAGCUGCCCGUGGUCGUCUUUUGCGAUUCCGGCCGCCGCGCAGCUUUCGCAAAGGCUGUGCUUGAACGUCAAGGGUUCGAAUACGUGAUCAACGCGGGCGGUGUCAACGCUGUGAUGGAGUGUCUGCUCGCCUCGCUAUGACAAUCGGUGCGGACCUCCGCGAACCGGUGGAUAGCGAGUCGUCAUUUGGUGGCGGGAUGAAUGGAUGAUGAGAGCGUGCGGCGCGUUCGUGUGCGCUGUCCGCAGCUCCGCACCCCGGCCGCUAAGCUAGAUGGCGCGAGAGGUUCGCUUGAGACCUUGAGUGAAAGUGGUACUAGAUGCGGUGCAGCCGGAGAGCAGCUCUCUUGUGUACAUGCGCGUAGCGAAGCGGGUCCUACAUUAUGUAACAUGUGA
Molecule: messenger RNA, 1281 nt
Organism: Emiliania huxleyi CCMP1516
Lineage: Eukaryota; Haptophyta; Isochrysidales; Noelaerhabdaceae
Exons: 8
Coding region: 94-1029 (311 amino acids)
Source: RefSeq, a predicted model, not a curated record